This is a messenger RNA of Notolabrus celidotus (New Zealand spotty), 1926 nucleotides long. RefSeq names its product info leucine-rich repeat, immunoglobulin-like and transmembrane domains 3a (gene lrit3a). The transcript is spliced from 4 exons. The record is from RefSeq and is a predicted model, not a curated record. Bases 1 to 1926 code for a protein of 641 amino acids. Gene Ontology annotation, molecular function: protein binding. Lineage: Eukaryota; Metazoa; Chordata; Actinopteri; Labriformes; Labridae.
AUGCGUCGACUUCUCUGUCUGCAUAUAUUCCUAUGCUGCCUCAGUAUGGCUCAUCCCUUCUGUCCAUCCCAGUGCACUUGUGUCUUCCAUGGACGAACAGAUGGAAUUGGAACAAGAACCGUGCUCUGCAAUGAUCCGGACAUGUCUGACAUCCCUGUUAACGUCCCUGUAGACACGGUCAAACUACGUGUUGAGAAAACCACAGUACGAAGAAUCCCAACAGAAGCUUUUUACUACUUGGUGGACCUACGCUAUUUGUGGAUUACUUACAACUCCAUAAGCUCAGUGGAUAGUGGAAGCUUCUACAAUCUCAAAGUGCUCCAUGAGCUAAGGCUAGAUGGAAAUAUGAUAUCCAUAUUUCCUUGGGAGUCUUUGAAAGAGAUGCCCAGGCUAAGGACACUGGAUCUACACAACAACAGACUCACUAAUGUUCCUAUUGAGGCAAUCCCAUUCCUCCGCAACAUCACCUACUUGGAUUUGUCCAGCAACAAAAUAACCACGCUGCCCUCUGAGCUCAUGGAUAUCUGGCCCCCAUUCAGUGGAGUACCAAUCUCUACUAAUGCCUCUCAGAAAGUAGUGUUAGGCCUCCAAGAUAACCCCUGGUACUGUGACUGUAAAAUCUCCAAGAUGAUUGAGAUUUCCAAAAUGACUGUCACCCCAGUGAUUUUAAUGGACCUAUUCCUGACCUGCAGUGGACCAGAGAACCUGGCAGGAGUCCUUUUUCAGCGUGCUGAACUUGACAAUUGUGUGAAACCAACGGUUAUGACUUCUGCAACUAAGAUCACAUCUCCUUUGGGCAGUAACGUUCUCCUGCGAUGUGACACCACAGGGUUUCCAACACCAGCUCUUAUCUGGGCAAAGUCAGAUGGUUCAACAGUCAACAACACAGUCCAGGAGUCACCUGGGGACGGCAUCAGGUGGUCGAUCAUGAGCCUGACUGGAAUACUGUCCAAAGAUGCAGGGAACUACAGCUGCAAAGCUAAGAAUGUUGCUGGAAGUGCAGAAGCCACAAUUUCUCUCUCAGUUGCCGGUGCCGUGAGUACUACCGUCCCCCCACUGACCCCCAGCAAAGCUACUGGACCAACGAGCCAAAGCACAACAUUGUCACUCCCUCUUACUGAGAUUCCCAACUUGUCUUCUGCCACAUCCACAGCUCCCCCAAGAACAUCAACAACAAUAUCUGCUGCCCCCAAAAGGCCAAAAACUACUCCUUACAACCUUGUACAGAAGGGCUCACUCAAACAAGAAAAAACUCAACAAGGAAACAAUGAAAGAAAGCUUGCAGCAGACGAAAAGAGCAAAAAAAGUAAUGCAUCGAAAUCUGUGAAAGACUUUCAGGUUGUUGAGGAAACUUCAAACAGUGCGGUGUUGCUUUGGAGAGCAGAUGGAUUACCGAAUGAUGCCCCUCUAACAGUUGUAUAUUCACCGUAUGGAGAGGAUGAUAUCAAAAGGACAGUGGAAACCAAUGCGGGCAGUGGAAAAGUAUUCUUGGAGGGAUUGUCAUCUGGGAUGCGGUACUCUGUUUGCCUUGUUGCAAAAGGUGGUGCUGUUGGUAAGGAUCCCUGCACUGACUUCUACACACUGGACAGUGUAGAGGAUGGGGGGCAGAGCCAGCUUCUUGUCAUCAUAAGUGGCAUUGCUUGUGCUUUGGUUUUGCCUUUGAUUGCUUUGUUAAUCUACAAAAUUCUUGCUCUGUACUGUAAGGUGAGCAGCCCAAAUCUGGAUGAAGAGGAGCUUGAAAAGGAUAGCUAUGUCAAGUUUGAGACAAUUUCAAUGAAACAAAGGACUUUAAGCGCUCAUCCAACUGAGCUGUGGGCAAGGAGACAGACUAAUGAAUCAGAGCGAAUGCUCCUGUGCUCCAGGUCAAGCAUCGACUCCCAGAUGACAUAUAAGAGCGACAGUUCCCGGUCUGAGUAUCUUUGCUGA